AUGUCUUCCCUCGUUAUAUAUCGCAGAAAUGGGGGCGUUCUUAUGGGGAGAUGUGGUAGGAGAAUCAACUCCAGAGUGCCUAUUGACUUUUCCCAAGUUACAGUCAACAAUGACGGUGCCUUACCUGCAUAUGGGAACUAUGACAUGAACAGCACUUAUAUCAUACCCAUUACAAGCGGGAACUUCACAAUUGGGAACGAUACCUACGCGAUUCAUCCUAAUCCUAUAUUUGCAGGAGGCCCUUCAUGCAAGACAGAUGUUGACUCUGUCAACAACCGCAUUUCAGUUUACUGCACAAUGUUGUAUUGGGAUUAUACAGACAUUAUCUACGAAAUGAAGACAGUAGACACCAAUUGCUUUGGCCCUUUCCCCCCGGUGAGGGGGCAAUUUGACUCGGACUAUCACAAGAAGAGCGACCCAAUGCCAAAAAUAGGUCGUCGUUGUAAGAAGAAGAAGAAGAAGAAGGAAGGAGAACCACUAGCGCCUCUGAACGCUGACGGAGCUGGAUGGCCUCACCAGAGGUACUUGUACCAGCAGAUCUCAGACGUUGUGCAUUGUGGCAGUAACCAUACCUGUUGUGUUAGCAGUGAUAGGUCGAAGACAGAAUCUUUUUCGGCCCAAAUGCUAAUGGGCUUUGGCAUGAAUGCCGAACCGCCAUCAAUAAUACCGCUAAUUUCACUUACUAUAACCUCUCAAGUCACCAUCGGUUUCUCGAUUACGGAGGCUUGGACUGAAGGGAAUUCAUAUACUUGCCAUGGCAACCCAGGUGAUCAAGUCUGCAUUUGGUACAGGGUUGCCCAUACUGCAUUUGUCAUUCGAGAGCCCGGUAAGGAGUUUAUUAAUUCCUGUGAGAUCCAUGGUAAGCAAAAUAUGAUAGUUGCCCCUAAUCGGCAAAAUGAGGGUGGUGGGGUUAUCUGCAGAUACAAUGAUGAAUGCAGAUCAAUGGGUGAAAGAAUCUGGGACUGCUACGGUAGGCAAGAUGAACAUCUUAGGUACUGUCCACCUCCUGGAUAUCCACCUAAGUUCAACUGGAGAGCCUGA
Messenger RNA from Fusarium verticillioides 7600, 1041 nucleotides. RefSeq lists its product as hypothetical. Bases 1 to 1041 code for a protein of 346 amino acids. The transcript is spliced from 5 exons. The record is from RefSeq and is a predicted model, not a curated record. NCBI's taxonomy places the organism in Eukaryota, Fungi, Ascomycota, Sordariomycetes, Hypocreales, Nectriaceae.